Molecule: messenger RNA, 2289 nt
Organism: Rosa chinensis
Lineage: Eukaryota; Viridiplantae; Streptophyta; Magnoliopsida; Rosales; Rosaceae
Exons: 1
Coding region: 242-2098 (618 amino acids)
Molecular function (GO): protein binding
Source: RefSeq, a predicted model, not a curated record
AACAACUCAAGUCUGAAACAUAAUCUCACCUCCGUACACACAAUAAAGACCCCAAGUCAAAAAGGCUCACAGGUCUCAGCUGACCGACCGACCGACCCGCACGACUGUUCCCUCAAAUCUACCCAAAACCCGAUCCAAAAUCCUCCGAUUCCAGAUCCACACGCGUCGCAGAUCCGCAGCAAUGGCGAAACUGUAACACUAGUGCAACCAAGAAGAGGUUCCCAGCUCUCUCAUCGGUUAAAUGGCGAUCACAAUAAAAGGCAAGUUCAUUCUCAUCUACUUCCUCUUGGUUUUCUCAUCCUCUAACCCCUUAGUCAAAUCCAAUUCCCAUGAACUACCCGAAACCGAAACCGAAACCGAACCCAAUCAGCAACAGCUUGUGUUGCAGCGUCUGGAGGAGAUAGUGAGAAACCUGACUGAAAUAGUAGCUAGGUUAGAAUCCAAGCUGUCGGAGACGAAAGUGGUAGAGGGAUUAGUCUCGCCUAAACUAGAAAAUGAAAAACACGGCGGGCAAAAAGAAAAAGUGCAACAAGGAGAGAGGGCGAGGGCAGUUUCGGUAACGAAGUUCAGUCCGUUUUGGUCGGACAGGUUUCAGUUUGUUUCGGCUGUGAAAUUGGAUUCCCAGGCGACAUGUAUCCACGUGUUGCCGUUCCGGGAUCACGAGGGGGGUAGUAAGUACGUUGCGGUUGGGGAUGAGAGAGGGAGGGUUUAUGUGUUUCUGAGAAAUGGGGAUGUUGUGGUGGAGUUUGAUACGCUGUUGGGGUCACCCGUAAUGGCCAUGGCUUCGUUCUUGUCGAUUUAUAAGAACGAGAGCUUUGUGGUGACGGGGCAUAAGAAUGGGGAGAUUUUGAUGCAUAGGGUUUGGGAGGGGGUGAGUGGAGAAGAGUGGAGUACGGUGAUGAUGGAGAGUGUGAGCAAGUUUGAUAUCGGGGAAGACGGGCUGCCGGUUACUAUUUUGGAGGUGCAUCAUGUUGGGAGGAUGAGUUACAUACUGGCCAGUGAUGUGAGUGGGAAGAUUACGGUUUAUAAAGAGAAUGGGACAGUUCAUGGUUCCACUAUGCCGUCGAGUAGGCCGCUUGCUUUCUUGAAGCAGCGGCUUCUGUUUUUGACGGAGACGGGUGCAGGGUCAUUGGACUUGAGGACCAUGAAGAUUAGGGAGUCUGAAUGUGAAGGGUUGAAUCACUCGCUGUCUCGGUACUAUGUUUUUGACGCCAUGGAGCGGUCUAAAGCUUACGGGUUUACAUCAGAAGGUGACCUGAUUCAUGUGCUGUUGUUGGGGGAUGUGAUGAACUUCAAGUGCAGGGUUAGAUCCAAGAAGAAGUUUGAAAUGGAUGAGCCUCUUGCUUUCCAGGCGAUAAAGGGGUGUUUGCUUAUUGUUAGCGGGGAGAAGGUUUUCGUGUAUAAUGUGUCGUCCCAACAUUAUGUUAGGGUGGGUGCUCCUCGACUUAUCUUCUCUGCUGGUCUUGAUGAGAUUAGAUCGUCCUUUCUAAAUUAUCAGACCAUGGAUGCUGAUGCAGAGAAAAGAAAUGAGAUACCGUUAAUUGCUAGUGAUCGCGAAAAGCUUGUUGUUCUUGGUCUUGGCGGAGGGUAUGUAGGAAUGUAUCGCUCGAACCUUCCUGCAUCUAAAGGUGAAUUUAGUACGAUGCUAUGGACUAGCCCUGUAUUCUUCUUUGUACUUUUCCUAUUUGGAGCUUGGCAAUUUUUCGCUAAGAAGAAAGAAGCACUCACUUCAUGGGGACCCGAUGAUCCAUUUAGUUCGACUUCAGCUACAACAGGGGCUCCAUUGGGUGGAAAUAGCACUGGAGAAAGGUCUUUUGUGGACUCUUCAUCAAGAAAUGCUGAUAUGAUGGAUAUUAGAGGUGGUGGUCUCAGAGGUCCAUCCAGGAGGUACGUCUCUCCUCCACGGUAUGCAGGUGGAGCUACAAGUUCAUUUAGGCCAGGUACGAACGAUCAUAACCCGAGACCAUCAUCUGUUGAUCCUAAUUUUCGAACAGCUUCAGAGCUGAAAUUCAGAGGGUCUGCGUUAGAAUCUUCGGGAUUCCCAAAACGGAGGGAAAGUUUGUUUGUGAACAACCAAGUUAUGGAUGAUAGCAACUGACCUGUAUAAUCACUUUCAUGUACUUUCACUUCAGAAGUUCGUUUAAGGUUUAAUUCUUAGAUCACUCAGAUGGCAGUUUAAGGCCAUUUGAACCUGCACUUCUUGUACUUGUAACAUUACUUCAAAGUCUUCAAUCAACAAUAAAACAUAGAAAAGAAAUAUGAUGAUAAGUCGGUGUAUCUGCUACUAAA